AUGUCUCAAACUACUACUACAGCACCACCAACAACAACAACAACAGAAACAAGUGAACAAGAUAAAGAAUUAUAUGAAACACAAAAGAAUUGGAUACCAUUGGAAGCAAACCCAGAGGUGUUGACAUCGUUUAUGCAUAACCUUGGUGUCUCUGAGAAAUGGCAGUUCUGUGAUAUCUAUGGUUUAGAUCAAGACUUGUUAGAUAUGGUUCCUAAAUCAUGUGCUGCUGUACUUUUAUUGUUCCCAAUCACUAGUGAUUAUGAAGAAAAGAGAUAUCAACAAGAAGAUGAAAUCACUAAAAAUGGUCAACUAGUUAGUGAAAAGGUGUAUUUUAUGAAACAAAUCGUUGGUAAUGCUUGUGGAACCAUUGCUAUCAUUCACUCUGUACUCAACAACUCCAAUGUCAUUGAAUUCAAAGAUGGUUUCUUUAAAAACUUCUUACAAAAAACAUCUUCUCUCAAUGUUGAUGAACGUGCUAAAGCUUUACUUCAUAAUCCUGAAUUAGAAAGAAGUCAUGAAAUUUCAGCCAAUCAAGGUCAAAGUGUAGUUCCAGAUGAAGAUGAACCUGUUAUUCUCCAUUUUGUUGCUUUUGUUAAUGUUGAUGGACAUUUAUAUGAAUUAGAUGGCAGAAAACCAUUCCCAAUUAAUCAUUCAACCAGUUCUAAAGAAACAUUUUUAGGUGAUGUUGUUAAAGUUCUCCAAAAAAUGAUCGAUGAUAAUCCUACAGAAAUUAGAUUUAAUUUAAUGGGUUUGGUUAAAGAAGAAGAAGAGGAAGAGGAAAAGGAAAAGGAAGAAGAGAAAAAGGAAAAUUAG
Messenger RNA from Cavenderia fasciculata, 813 nucleotides. It is a transcript of the gene uch1, whose product is annotated as peptidase C12 family protein. Gene Ontology annotation, biological process: ubiquitin-dependent protein catabolic process; protein deubiquitination. Bases 1 to 813 code for a protein of 270 amino acids. The record is from RefSeq and is a predicted model, not a curated record. Lineage: Eukaryota; Evosea; Eumycetozoa; Acytosteliales; Cavenderiaceae. Gene Ontology annotation, molecular function: cysteine-type deubiquitinase activity. Gene Ontology annotation, cellular component: cytoplasm. The transcript has 4 exons.